Molecule: messenger RNA, 601 nt
Organism: Cucurbita pepo subsp. pepo (vegetable marrow)
Lineage: Eukaryota; Viridiplantae; Streptophyta; Magnoliopsida; Cucurbitales; Cucurbitaceae
Product: 37S ribosomal protein S27
Cellular component (GO): mitochondrion
Source: RefSeq, a predicted model, not a curated record
GCUGAUGAUCUCUGGACGCUCUCCACCCUUGGCGGCGGCGGCGAUUACCUCCCCAACCAAUCAAGCUUGCAAAUUUUGCACUUCCAGACUCUCUGCGACUGUGUUCCCUUGGUGAUGUGCAUAGGGAAAACUUGAAGAGAGGAUGGCUACGAAUAGCCUGAAGGGUAUGAUUGCUGCAGCACUCAAUAAGGGAGUAACAGAAGCAAGGGCAAGGAUAUUUGGUCACGUACUUAACCCGACAGGUCAACGAUCUACCCACAAGCUUCUGCGCAAAAAACUCAUCGGUGACAAAGUAGCAGAGUGGUAUCCAUAUGACAUCAAGAAGGAUGAUCCUCUUAUCAUGGCUCGUCAAGAACAAGAGCGCUUGUCCAAGCUCGAAAUGCUGAAGCGGCGCGGUAAGGGACCACCUAAGAAGGGUCAAGGCAGGCGUGCAGCCAAGCGCAACAAGUAGAGACAAUGACAGUGGAAUUGUUCCUGCUAGGGCUUUAUCUUUUUGUUGUUUUUUCCUGCCUAAAGUUUAGGUUAUGGACCAGUUUCUCAUAGUUGUAACGACUUCUAUUCAUCAUAAUCGAUAUUCACUCUGAAGAUUCUUCAUUGAUAA